AUGAGCUUCGGAGACCGCUACACCGUGUCAUCCUACCGCAAAAUCUUCGGAGAUUCUCCCAGAUUCUCCUCCUCUGCCUCCCGCAUGGGCAGCGCGCCUCCUCGCUCCAUCCCGGGGCUCAGAGCCAUGGCUGCGCCGCGCCACAGCGCGUCCUCAGUGGGGAUGUACAGGCGGACCGGACGGUCCUCUGCUGCCUCCUCUAUGGUACCCACCGGCUCUCUUGAUCUAAGCCAAACCUCUGUGGUCAACAGCGAGUUCAAAGUGAUCAGAACCAACGAGAAGGAGCAGCUGCAGGGUUUAAAUGACCGCUUCGCUAUGUUCAUUGAUAAAGUCCGGCUGCUAGAGCAGCAGAAUAAGGUUCUGGAGUCGGAGCUGGUGAGCCUUCGGCAGAAACAUGGCGAGCCCUCCCGCGUUGGUCUUCUCUACCAGCAGGAGAUGAGAGACCUGCGCUCCCAGCUGGAAGAGCUGAACAGGGACAAGAACCACAUACUGAUUGAGAGGAACAACAUGGAGGACGAGCUGCAGAAGCUCAGUGUGAAGUAUGAUGAGGAGGUGAGGGCACGGGAGGAGGCAGAGCAGACACUGAGGUCUUUCAGGAAGGAUGUGGAUGAUGCAGCAGCUGUUCGCUUGGACCUGGAGAGGCGCCUGGAGUCGCUAACGGAUGAGAUCUCCUUCCUAAAGAAGGUGCAUGAGGAGGAAAUGGAGGAGCUCAGUACCAUGAUGGAGGCGCAGCAAGUCUCUGUGGAGCUUGAGCUCGCCAAACCUGACCUAACCUCUGCACUGAAGGAGAUCCGCAGCCAGUACGAGUCCAUCGCCUCCAAAAACCUGCAGUCGGCAGAAGAGUGGUUCAAGAGCAAGUUUGCGAGCCUUAGCGAGCAAGCAACCAGGAGUAACGAGGCCAUGAGGGCGAGCAGGGAGGAAAUCAACGAGUUCAGGAGGCAGCUGCAGUCUAAGACUGUCGAGAUAGAGACCCUGAGGGGUGCCAACGAGUCUCUAGAGAGACAGAUCACCGAGAUGGAGGACACGCACAAUGCUGAGGUCACAGCCAUGCAGGAUACCAUCAGCCACCUGGAUACUGAGCUGAGGAACCUGAAGGGGGAGAUGGCUCAGCACCUGAGGGAGUACCAAGACCUCCUUAAUGUCAAGAUGGCUCUGGAUAUCGAGAUAGCUGCUUACAGAAAAUUACUGGAGGGGGAGGAGACUCACUUUAACUCUGGGAUGUCAUUCAGCUCUUCAAGCUAUGGCUACCAAACCAGAGGUGCUACCGAAUCGUUCAAAAGCAGCCAAAGAGAGAAAGGAGGAGCCGCAAAGGAAAGCUUCAAGGACAUCAGCGAAGACAAAGAAGAGGCUGACAUUAAUUCCAAUAACUGA
This is a messenger RNA of Cyprinodon variegatus (sheepshead minnow), 1371 nucleotides long. RefSeq names its product alpha-internexin-like. The coding region runs from base 1 to 1371 and encodes 456 amino acids. NCBI's taxonomy places the organism in Eukaryota, Metazoa, Chordata, Actinopteri, Cyprinodontiformes, Cyprinodontidae. Gene Ontology annotation, molecular function: structural constituent of postsynaptic intermediate filament cytoskeleton. Gene Ontology annotation, cellular component: intermediate filament; cytoplasm; postsynaptic intermediate filament cytoskeleton. The record is from RefSeq and is a predicted model, not a curated record. Gene Ontology annotation, biological process: intermediate filament organization. The transcript is spliced from 5 exons.